CAACACAUUCCUGUUGUCUCUCGACAACGCUCUCUCACCACGCACAGAAGGCAGCGCAAUACUGCUUAUCUGCGCCCUUUUCUCUCAUCCUCACACUCACCUCUCACUCUUUCAAUGGGUCUAUGGAAUUGUCAAUCAGCAGUCAAUAAAGCUGACUUCAUUCCAGCCUUUGCAUCUCAUUCUACUCUUAAUAUCUUGGGCUUGACUGAGACCUGGAUCCGUCCAGAAGACUCAGCAACCCCUGCUGCUCUCUCUAACAACUUCUCUUUCUCCCACACCCCUCGACAGUCUGGGAGGGGUGGGGGCACUGGUCUUCUCAUUUCUAACAAUUGGAAAUAUUCAACUCUCUCUUCUCUAUGCAAUAACAACUCAUUUGAAUAUCAUGCUAUUACACUUACAACUCCCAUGAAGAUCCAUAUUGUAGUUAUUUAUCGCCCCCCAGGUCAACUGGGAAGCUUUGUAGAAGAGCUGGAUGUGUUGCUGUCCUCUUUCCCUCAGGAUGGCACCCCACUUGUAGUCUUUGGCGAUUUCAACAUUCACCUAGCGAAGCCGUAUGCAACAGACUUCAUCUCUCUCCUAGCCUCUUUCGAUCUCAAACGGCUCAUCACCACCGGUACUCACAAGUCAGGCAACCAACUGGACCUGGUUUACACACGCAACUGUAUCACUGACAACAUUUUGGUGAAACCUCUCCAAGUUUCAGAUCAUUUCCUCAUUACUUUCAAUCUACAACUCACUACCCAUGCUCCACCAACCUCCCCACCAUUUACUUUCAGACGAAACCUGCGCUCACUUUCUCCAUCCCAUCUUUCCUCUGCUGUGUCAUCUUCUCUUCCCUCACCCUCACAUUUCUCAUCUCUGGAUGUGAAUACUGCAACGGAUACUUUAUGCUCCAUCCUAACCUCUUCUUUAGACAAUAUCUGCCCUCUCUCCUCUAGGCCAGCACGCACUGCCCCCUCCAACCCCUGGUUAUCUGAGGUUCUUCGUGAACACCGGACCAAGCUCAGGGCAGCGGAGAGGAAAUGGCGCAAAUCAAAAGACACAUCUGACCUCACUGGAUGUCAACCAAUCUGGCUUCAAGAAAGGACAUUCAACUGAGACUGCAUUGCUGUCAGUCACGGAAGCCCUGCGGAUCGCAAAAGCUGCUUCCAAAUCAUCAGUUCUCAUUCUACUGGACCUGUCUGCUGCCUUCGACACUGUGAAUCAUCAGAUCCUCUUGUCCGCCCUCUCAUCACUGGGCAUCACUGGAACCUCCCUCAACUGGUUUGAGUCCUAUCUCACAGGUAGGUCCUUCAAGGUCACAUGGAGAGGUGAGGUAUC
Molecule: messenger RNA, 1320 nt
Organism: Rhinichthys klamathensis goyatoka
Lineage: Eukaryota; Metazoa; Chordata; Actinopteri; Cypriniformes; Leuciscidae
Exons: 2
Molecular function (GO): catalytic activity
Source: RefSeq, a predicted model, not a curated record